AUGCCACCUAUAGCAAACUCUGCUGCUCCGGCAGCUUCAGACCCAGUCCCUGAACAGCGAGCACCGCCACAGCUCAAGUCGAAGGUUGCAUUUUCGAUCUUCUUCGCGGCGAAUGUGAUUGCUGCUAUCUUCGCGCCGAUCCAGGAUUGCGAUGAAGUCUUCAAUUACUGGGAACCCACUCAUUACCUCAAUCAUGGACAUGGCCUACAGACAUGGGAAUACUCACCUCAAUACGCCAUCCGGAGCUGGGCAUAUACAGGCAUGCAUGCCGCCAUCAUAGAAAUUGGACGUCUGCUGCCAUUUUUAAACAACAAGACCUCUCAAUUCUAUUUUCUUCGAAUUGUCCUGGGUAUCUUCUGCGCCUCGUGCGAGACGAAGCUGUUCUCCACCAUCUCUAAGACUUUAAAUCCGCGCGUCGCCAUCUUCUUUCUUAUGGCCAUAAUAUUCAGCCCUGGGAUGUAUCACGCUUCGAUAGCAUAUUUGCCCUCCAGCUUCGCCAUGUAUACGACAAUGCUUGGCUUCUCAGCGUUCAUGAAUUGGAGCGGUGGUAUGCGGACAGCUCAGGGUAUCUUCUGGUUCGCAGUGGGCAGCUUACUUGGUUGGCCCUUCGCUGGUGCUCUCGUUUUCCCCUUCAUCUUUGAAGAGCUAUUCUUGGCAGUCACUACCGGACAGCUUGUUGCAGGGAUCAAAAGACUACUCGAUGGUUUCUUCCGUUCUCUGUGUGUUUUGCUCGUUCAACUUGUCAUCGACACGUACUUCUACAGAAAAAUCGUAUUUGUGCCCUUGAACAUUGUACUGUAUAAUGUCUUCAGUGGCGGGAGCAGAGGUCCUGAUAUCUACGGUGUUGAGCCGUGGCACUUCUACAUCAGAAAUCUAGCCCUCAACUUCAAUUCCUGGUUCUUCUUAGCAAUGGCUGCUCUUCCUCUACUUUUGCUCCAGCACUUCACUUCGAGAUCGAUAUUCUCUCACCAAGCGCUUAUUCGCGGAAUCGUCUUCCUCACACCUUUUUACUUAUGGCUUGCGAUAUUUACGCUACAGCCACACAAGGAAGAAAGAUUUAUGUAUCCGGCUUAUCCUGCGCUGGCAUUGAAUGCGGCAACGUCACUUCACAUCAUACUCGCGAACCUCGGCUCCACGGAUCCAAAGAGUCUGUUCAGCAAGAUACCUGCUCGAUUGAAGCUCCUCAUGGUCAGCGCAUUCGUUCUAGCGACAUUCAACAUCGGUGCACUACGAACGAUUGGCACCAUGACAGCAUACUCUGCUCCACUCAGCGUGUACAAACCGCUACAGCAGGAAAGCUUUGCGCAACAACGUGGUUUCAUCUGUUUGGGCAAAGAAUGGUAUCGCUUUCCGUCGUCUUAUCUCCUACCGGAAGAUACCCGACCGAGAUUCAUCAAGAGCGAAUUCUCUGGGCUGCUGCCUGGGGAGUUUUUUGAACAUAGAUCGGGCUACGCUACGUUCGAUGGUGCGUACCUUAUGCCGACCGGCAUGAACGACGAGAACAUCGAAGACCCGGGAAAAUAUACUCACAUUGAUAACUGUAACUACCUCGUCGAUUCGCGUCUUCCAAGCGUCUCUGCCACAGAGAAGGAGCCUGAUUACAUGGCUGAUACGAAGACCUGGGAAAAGGUCGCCUGCCAAACGUUCUUGGAUGCAAGUGCUACAUCAACAAUAGGCCGCCUGAUCUGGGUACCGGAUUGGCCAAUCAUACCAGCACGCUUUCGCCGGACGUGGGGUGAAUACUUAUGGACACCCAUGGAUUUCAAGCGACCCCCCGCAACCCCUUAUCCCGAAUGGUCCCUUACCGAUACCAAGCCCCUCCCCUACCGCCCUUUCCGCUACGGCCCAAAAUACAACAUCACCCUCGGCCUGCGCAACAUGAAGUGGGACGAGUGGAUCGAGCUCGACAACCAUUACAUGCGGUACCACGCGGACAAAGCGCGGCGCAUUGCAGAGCGCGGAUCCAAAUGCUGCCACACGGCGCCAGAGGCGUUCGACGGUGCGAUAGAGCUGCUAGAGGAGCUGUGCGAUUAUUUGCCGCAGAGAUAUCCGAGUUUAUAUAGGAAGACGGACGUGGGGAUCGAUAACAUUGUGACCGGCGAGUCCUUCAACAUCAUCGAGCGACCGCUCGCAGAAGACCCCAUGGCCAUCGCCGCGCGCCUCGUACAGGACGAUCUCGCCAUCAUGUUCGAAAAGUCAGACGGACAAUACUACCUGCUCGCGGGCGCCAUCCUCCUCGCCGGCUUCUGGCGCCUCUCCGACAAAUUCGGGAUGCCCCUGUCUGAAAUCCACACCUCAGGCGACGUCCCGGGCUACAAAGACAAGCUUGAAAAAUCCAUGAUGAAUUUCUUCCGCAGAGUGCAGCCGGAGAAUCCGGUGCUGAGGAAUAACUACUUCAUUCAGGUGGAUGAUGAUUUGGCGUGGAGUAAUAGUAUUGGAGAUGAGGAUAGCGAGGGGAUAGGGUGGUAUACUGCGGAGAAGAAUAAGGCGAUUGAGCAUCAUAUGUUUCGUUCGGAACGGCAGAGUCUGAGACGCCUCCCCCGCUCCGGCGGCGUUGUCUUCACCAUUCGCACGUACUUCCUUCCCAUCACGGAGAUCUGUGAGGAGCCGUACGUGCCUGGGCGGCUGGCUAGCGCGGUGCGCAGCUGGGGCGAUGAUGUCAGUAAGUACAAGGGCAAGGAAAGGUAUGGGGAGGUGCUGCUGGAGUAUUUGGACAAGAAGCAUGAGGAGCAGGUAGCGAACGGGCUGGACUUGGAGAAGGAGGAGGAGGUCAGGGCUUAUCCUUUUUGA
Molecule: messenger RNA, 2790 nt
Organism: Didymosphaeria variabile
Lineage: Eukaryota; Fungi; Ascomycota; Dothideomycetes; Pleosporales; Didymosphaeriaceae
Exons: 5
Coding region: 1-2790 (929 amino acids)
Biological process (GO): protein N-linked glycosylation
Cellular component (GO): endoplasmic reticulum membrane
Molecular function (GO): alpha-1,2-mannosyltransferase activity
Source: RefSeq, a predicted model, not a curated record